AUGUCUUCACUCCAACUAACCGAAUCGGGUCAUUCGCCAAGAACUUGCCAUGGAACAUUUGAUACGGCCAAUCUUGUUGGGCAGAGUACCCAAAAAGUCCGAAAACAAGCUUUGACGGGAGGAUCAAGAGCCUGGAGCAGAGAUGAGGAAUUGUAUCUACUGAAAACUCGGCAUCAAAAAGUACCAUAUCGACAGAUAGCAACUCAUUUGAAAAAGACCGAGCUUGCUUGUCGCCUACACUACCAUCAAUUAUCUCACGGGAGCCGACGCAAGAAGAUUGGUUCUACCUCUCCAUGUAGCACUCCUGGAUCCCCUGAAAUGACGGAAUCAGCGCCAUCGCUUGCCUAUCAAGGAUCAAGCCCAAACUUGAAUAGAAGCCUUUAUACCACACAAAAUCACUAUUCAGUCGCUCCCCACAUCGUGCAACUACCUUCUGCCUCGACAUUAAUAUCUCGUUCUGAUUUCUACACCCCGCCAAGAGUUUAUGAACAGCCUAAUAUCCCGAAUUUACCUAGGCUUCCCGAUCAUGACCGAGUCAUGGCUGGCGUUGUCAAUACUCAAGUUCUUCGUCUUGACACUGACGUAAAUUCAGGCCAGAUGGAUUUAUCUCACGUGAAUCUUGAGCGUCUCGGUCAGAUUUAUGAGAAGCAUCGUGGCUCUAUCUGGAACACAAUUGCUUCGGAAUAUGGUGUGGAUGCCUCACCUUUUGUUCUUGAAGAGGCUUGGAAGCGUGGAAAUCAGACAAGCACGCCGCCCACUCCCAGUGUAUCACCUGAUGAACAUGUGAUAUCAUAUCAAAAACUUCCCAGUCUUACAUCUGAGAGUAAGAGUAACAUCUCCUCCCUUCUUGGAAUUAAUGCCAGCCCACGUAGUUCGCAAGAGAGGGAGAUUGUUAGACGGAUGGAGGAAAGACUUUAA
Molecule: messenger RNA, 918 nt
Organism: Blumeria graminis f. sp. triticale
Lineage: Eukaryota; Fungi; Ascomycota; Leotiomycetes; Helotiales; Erysiphaceae
Source: the annotation of a GenBank genome assembly